AUGGCGUUGCAGCUGGAGCGGCAAUUGAAAGCGGCUCAGAACUUUUUGGUUGGUGUGAGAACUCUUCCAAACUACCGUGAGAUCUUGAUCAAGCAACAUGGCGAUUUGAGCCGUGUCGUUGCCAAAGUGGACUCGUUGACUACGGAGGCUGCAGGGCGGCUUUUGUCUGCAGUCGAGACGGAACUGUGGGGCGCGUGCGCAGAGCAGCUGAAGCAAGACAUAGCUGCUCGCAGAGGCAAGGAUGAGGCCAAUAGCCGUAGAUCUAAUCAGGAUUUCCUGGCGGCGGUGCAUUAUCUGCCUGCUUGGUUGGUGGCGCGCCUUGAAUCGGAUCGAAACCGUGCCGAAGUUUUGGAACAUUUGUGUCGUCAUCUCGUGAAGUUGGGUCUUCGUCAUCCGACUGAGAAGACGUGUGGUUUGAUCCUUGCACUGGCAUUUGAUUUUCAUGGAGUCGCUUUCGAAGCGGACAAGUGGCAAUACACGGUAAUGCACAAGGCAACCGUGCAGAAACUGCUGACUAAGCCGGAGCCUUCGGUGUACUUGGAUGUCUUGCCUACUGAUUUGGAGCAGUGUCCAGGGGCGCUGUUCCAAGCAGCAUUUCCGAACGGUCAGCAACCGAUCGCUUUGCAGUCUGCGGCGGAUCUGGUUGUUCGUGGCCGCACAUGGCCCAUUCGGAACUCGCAUCGUGUUGCUGCCUCUACUUCGAAGCCAGCUGCUUCGAAUGCUGUGGAUUUUUACGCUGUUGGUCAAAUGGCUGCUGGAAUGAUGGCUGCUGGAUCACACGUGGGACAGCGGACGCAUUCUUUAGCGGCAGCUCCGGCGACGCCUGCGGAGAAGCCUCCGAAGGUAUUGCUGGCGUUGGAGGAUGGUCCAGUGGAGGAUGUUCCCGCAGCCGCGCCGCGUGCAGAGAUGUCUGAGCCAUCGGUUCCCUUUCCUUCGAAGACACGCUCUGACGGCGGUGCUGCAAAUGUGGCGGCUUCUUUGGCCGCUUUGAAAGGCGCUGUGGCCAGCCAGGUCAAAGAGACAGGACAGAAGGCUUUGAAGAAGCCUGCGUCGCGUUUGCAAGCAAAGAUGAAAGAAGAUGGGUUGCAAAGGGAAAAGAAGUCGUCCUAUGAGGUUCUGAAGAAACCUGCUUCCAAAGUGUCUGAGAAGUUGCGCAAGGCUGCUGAUGGCAAGGCAGCUGCAAAGAAGGUGGCUGCAUCCAGCAGAGCGAAGAAGCCAACAAAGAAGACGGACCAGAAGGAAAAGAAAGCUGCUAAGCGAAUGCGGCUGUUAGCAACGUUGCCGCCGAAGAUUCGCCGCAAGUACAAGGAUGGCUGUGGCCGUUGCCGUUGGCGCAAGGAGUGCACGCUGAGCUGUUGGGUAAGGCUCAAACGGCGUGUCUGCGGCGCGCGCUCUCCGUUCUUUGGUGAGGACGAUGCGCUGCCUGGGAUCUCUACGGGAGCUUCGGGAAAAGUACGCAUGUCUCCGGAGAGCGACUCCAGUGACUCGGAGUCAGUGGAAGAGGCAGCGGAACGGACGACCGAGAAGAAAAGUCCACAGAAGGACGAAGAAGAACCCAAACGUGCAAAACCAAGUCCUUUUGUGAUGAGAAGGAAAGACGUCGAUCCCACGCAAGGGGUCGCCGCCGGGGUCGGUCUGCCUCACGUGGGCGAGACCGACGCCGCAGGCACAGAACGGAAGGCACGGCGCAAGGAGGCCGAGCCAGAGGACAAAGGAAGCAAGCGCCCGGUGUCACCUCCUGGCCAGCCGCCGGAAGGAGCCGCUGUGGACUUGCGGCCAGCAAGGCGUGCGGAAACAGAUGCGGGAACAGUUGCACCAAAAGUGAAGUGCCCACACUGUGGGAAAAAGCUGACCGCCCAAGAAAGUGGACAAAAGUUGCACAUGUACCUGAAUCUGUACUGCAUCCGUUGCCAGCUGUGGCAAAAACUACCGGAUGCUAACCGGACGCAGGAAAUGUGGGAGAACACGUUGCAACAGGCGAAGGUUUUAUGCGCGCAGAGGGCAAAGCAAGAUCAGCGAGACGCUGAGGCUGCAGCGGUGGCACCUACGAGGUCCCAGGCAAGCCGCGUUCGCAAGGCGAAGCCGUCCUUGCCCAAAGCAUUGCCGCUGGAUCCUCCGAGCCCAAGCGGCGGAGACACAGGGUCGGAUCCACCGGAACCGGAGAAGCCUGUUGGUAAGUCCAAGAAGGUAAGUGAGACUUUGGACCAAGCAGAGUCUAGAGCCUACGAGGCCGCAGACACAGACGCUGCCAAGCAGUGCUGUCGUCUGAAUCGUUUGAUUCAGACGUGCCUUUCCCCAACCUGGGAGAUGGUUUCGGCGGAUCCGAACCCGGAGAAAACGAUCCUGUGCGCGGUGUCGGAUUGGACGGAUGACUGGUCGAGGUUCAAGCACUGCUUGACCGGCUACCAUAUGGAAGAAUUCCGCACCGUGGCAGCUGAUUUGAAACGAUUGCAAGAAUAUCUCAUGCUUCUCCCGGAAGCGAGCUGGGCCUACGCGGCGGAAACGCAGGUUCUUCUUUUGCUGGCUGAUUGUGAAGCUUUGCACCCGCAAGGCACGUAG
Cladocopium goreaui is the source of this 2559-nucleotide messenger RNA. Lineage: Eukaryota; Dinophyceae; Suessiales; Symbiodiniaceae. The record is from the annotation of a GenBank genome assembly.